AUGCCGCUGCCAUCAGGGGGGCCACCAAACAUUAGAAUGCGACGAGAGGACCUCAAGGCCUGUCAUAGGGAUGGGCAAGGCACACUUGACAACCCCAUGGUGAUCUGGACGGCUCGGCUAACAGAUAAACAGCGACACGAAGUCACGGUCCCCGAGUUCGAGCACGAAGCGAAUUUGUACCGCGCGAUCGAUACUAACGCGGACAUAGCUAAGACGGCCGCUAUCCGAGCUGGCAAGAUACCGAACAAAUGGGACACGGAUGGAAAGCCAACAGAGUACCUUGUCUCGGGUACUGAUCUCCGUCUCGCGGUGAAGAUGGGCACGAGCGAGGACGUAUGUCUCUUGCAUAGACAUAUCAACGUAACCGUAGAUGAAAAGGGGUUCCCAACGGUGCUUAUGGCCAAGUUCCAGAGACGCCAGAACAGAAAUCUCACGGACAAUGACGAUAGGACCCUUGAACUCUUUGAGUGGGUCAUCAGGACAGAGCUAGCCCAGGAGCUUCAGCAGAAGGAAUCGUCAGAUUACAAACUCUUCAAGACGCGAACGGUGGGUGGUGGUGGUGGAGAGGGAUGGAAGAUUGAGAACGAGGAUGGCGACUCGGGCUACGAAGACGAAAGCUACUGUGAGCUCGAAGCCCGAGAUGUUGACUGUAUGGACUGGACGCCGACUGGCGGUGAAGAGGCAACGGGACUUGAUCCCGAGUUCGAAGAGUGUAUUGUUCGUAAGUGGAAUCCUUACCGCGAGGGAGGACAUUUCAUUUCUGUGAGGAACUUUGGCUACGCUUCUGGAACGUGCAACAACAGGUUCAUCAACCCACCGCAGAAUUGUAGGCGGAGUGUUCGUAACUCUCGGCAUUGGCAGCCACGGCAAGUUGCAAGACCGUACGCGUAUGGACAGAUGUUUCGCAGAAAAUGA
This is a messenger RNA of Hypoxylon fragiforme, 915 nucleotides long. RefSeq lists its product as uncharacterized. The record is from RefSeq and is a predicted model, not a curated record. Bases 1 to 915 code for a protein of 304 amino acids. The transcript is spliced from 2 exons. Lineage: Eukaryota; Fungi; Ascomycota; Sordariomycetes; Xylariales; Hypoxylaceae.